This is a messenger RNA of Cetraspora pellucida, 669 nucleotides long. The record is from the annotation of a GenBank genome assembly. Lineage: Eukaryota; Fungi; Glomeromycota; Glomeromycetes; Diversisporales; Gigasporaceae.
AUGCAGAAUGGUUUAAGUUAUUUGAUUAAGCUGCUGAAACCAACAAUUGGAGCAAAGAAAGAAGGAUUACAAUUGCUGCAGAAACCAGGAGAGAAAGUCAACUCUUAUGCUGCAAAAUUCAAAAGACUUUUGCAUAAAGUUGAAUUCAGUAAAAAACUCUCUCCUGCAUAUGUUAUUUGCAUGUUUCUUGGCAGUUUGAGUGGCAAAAUGGCAACCUUCAUUACUAUGAUGGCCCCAAAAAUGCUGAAUAAUGCUAUCAUGUAUACACAAAAGGUAGAAGCAGUAUUGGAAUCUGUUAAUGAGAAUUUGCUGCUAGAAACUAACAAGUUCCAAAAAGCUCAAGUGACAAUAAAUUUUGAUAAACAAAAACUAGUAAUUAGGUAUUUAGAAAGAAGGUUUGAAGUGCCUAUAAUGCAUACAGACAAGAAAAAACAGAAGGAGUAUAUAAAUAAGGACAUGAGGUCAGAUAGUAUUCUGGUUGAUAAAGUGUCAGAAAGUAAGUUAGAAAGAAGGAUUGAUAAUGAGAAUGUUAAAGAAGAAAGCCUGGCAGUCUGUUUAGCUGUAAUAAAGGAAGUCACAACUGAAAAGAAGGUCCCUGUGGAUGAAAAACUGCUUAUAAAAGACCAAUUGGUUAGAAUAAUGAAUAGUGUGAAUAUAGAAGUACAGUAA